AUGUGGAACGUGAAAUCGCAUUUUUUGGCUUCUUAUUCGUCUUAUUCGGGUCUUCUGCUAGUGUUACAACUGAUUAAUCAUGUUUUAACUUUUAAAAAAAUUACAAUGAAGGAACAAAAAAUUUUAACACAUAUGUUAGUCUCAAUUGAAAGACUUGUAAAAAACCAAAUAUUUUAUCAAGAGGUAUAUGGAGAUCAAAGCAUUGCAUUUGUUAUGGAACUACUUUUCCGAUGUUUGUACCAGAAGGACACAGAAAUUCAAGUAGAUCAACGUCUUUUAUUAGCAUUAGGUUCAUAUAUUUGGGAGUGUAUAGUGUGGUGCUCCAAAAAUCUUGAGAAAUUCAUUGAAAGUGGAGCAAUAUAUGUUAUUCUUGACAUUAUCGAAGUUGUCCCAUACACUUCUCAGCGUUUAUAUCUUACUAUUUUGACCGAUAUGUGUGAAAACUAUUUUUGUGGUGCUUAUUUGUGUACAUGGAGAAGAAUCAAUAAGAAAACUGGAUUAAUGUCCUUAUUAGCAACAAUAUGGAGAGAAGAAGAAAUCCGACUUCAAGUAAAAAGAUGCUCAGAUGAUGAAGAAUUUCCCGAAAUGAGCAGGAAACAGUGGUUAGAAACUUAUGAUAGAAAACUCUGUGGACACAUUAGUCCAGCAAUAAAUGAUAUGGUCGGUUCAGUUAGAUCAAAGAUAUAUAGUAUUAGAAAAAUUAUUGAAAGAGACAAUGAGAGGUUUGAAAUGGCAAAGCAGCAUUACAAAAUAAUGUACCAUGAUCUUCCAAUGGAGGAUAGAAUAACAAUAUCUAUCACAGAUUUGUAUUUUAAAUUAAAGUUAGGACAAGUAUGGGUAGAAGUAGGUAGAUAUUUUGAGCAAGUUGGGACUACUCCUCUUGGUAUGGAUGGUCAAGCAAUAUUUUUGAUGACCCAAAGAUAUAAUUCAUGGGGUAGAUUACUAAAAGAAGUACAGAAGAUGAUAAUACAGUCUAUAAAAAGAGAAAAAGAAAUUCAAGAAAAAGAUGAGUAUGCUAGGAUUAAAGACUCUAAGCUUAUUUUGUCAUUAAAUGCAUUUGAUGAAUUAGAGUAUAUAUACAGAACAACAAAUAGAGCAUAUAUGAUAAAGAAAAAAAAUGAACAAAUACUGCAAGUUAAUGCCGUUUUGAAUUCUGCAUCUGAUAAUAAUUACGAACAACAGUUCCACAGAACAUUUAUGGAUAAAGUUUGUUUCACAACUAUAUUUGAUCAACACAUCAUGAUUAAUAAUCUAACAUCUGAUGAAAAUUUUGGUCAACCGAAGGUCCUUCCUGUCUCUCCUUGUCAAUCGCAUAUUUUUGAUGAAACAUCGUUCUCUGAAAUGUCUUGCUUAUCUUUAACGAGCGACAAUUUCUCUAGAUUGGAAGAAUUUGAUGAAGAAAUAUUAAAAUAA
Messenger RNA from Dufourea novaeangliae, 1413 nucleotides. RefSeq lists its product as uncharacterized. NCBI's taxonomy places the organism in Eukaryota, Metazoa, Arthropoda, Insecta, Hymenoptera, Halictidae. The coding region runs from base 1 to 1413 and encodes 470 amino acids. The record is from RefSeq and is a predicted model, not a curated record. Gene Ontology annotation, biological process: positive regulation of flagellated sperm motility. The transcript has 7 exons. Gene Ontology annotation, cellular component: non-motile cilium; sperm midpiece.